Messenger RNA from Vollenhovia emeryi, 1893 nucleotides. It is a transcript of the gene Adss, whose product is annotated as adenylosuccinate synthetase. Gene Ontology annotation, cellular component: cytoplasm. Gene Ontology annotation, biological process: 'de novo' AMP biosynthetic process; IMP metabolic process. NCBI's taxonomy places the organism in Eukaryota, Metazoa, Arthropoda, Insecta, Hymenoptera, Formicidae. The transcript has 6 exons. Bases 203 to 1567 code for a protein of 454 amino acids. The record is from RefSeq and is a predicted model, not a curated record. Gene Ontology annotation, molecular function: GTP binding; adenylosuccinate synthase activity.
AAGUGGCGACUACUCGCCCACGAUCGUCCCGUGUGAUUUCCGCUGUGUCAGCUGUUCCUUCGGCGCGCGCGUGAGAGAAAGAGGGCGAGGAGCAGGCCAGGAUCCCGUCUGCCGAGCGGCAGCGCGCCCCACGAGGCCACGACGUUCCCCGCGAGUCGACGACCAGCAGCGACGACCGUUCGCGCUCGCGUGUCGCCCGAUAAUGCAGCAGCAACCGCAAGCGAACGGCAACGGCGCCCCGGCCUCGCCGAGGAAGAAGCAGCGGACGUCCGCCGCCGCCGUGACCGGCGGCUCCAUCUCGAAGGUCACGGUGGUCCUCGGCGCGCAAUGGGGCGACGAGGGCAAGGGAAAGGUCGUGGACAUGCUGGCGAUGGACGCUGACGUCGUUUGCAGGUGUCAGGGAGGAAAUAAUGCAGGGCAUACGGUAGUUGUAGAAGGUGCCGAAUUCGACUUUCACCUUCUGCCUAGUGGAAUAAUCAAUCCCAGAUGCAAAUCCGUAAUAGGCAAUGGGGUAGUGAUUCACUUGCCCGGUCUGUUCGAGGAAUUGGAGAAGAACGAGUCCAAGGGGCUUAAGGAUUGGGAGGACCGGCUUGUAAUAUCAGAUCGAGCACAUAUAGUGUUUGAUUUUCACCAACAGGUCGACGGUUUGCAAGAGCAGGAGAAGGGCACGCAGUCGUUGGGGACCACGAAGAAAGGUAUAGGGCCGACGUAUUCGAGCAAGGCCGCCAGAAAUGGACUCAGGAUUGGGGAUCUCCUCGGGGACUUCGACAAGUUCUCUCAGAAGUUCAACACCUUGGUUACGUCCUACCAGAAAAUGUUCCCCGCCCUGCACGUCGACAUUAAAGCCGAAUUGGAACGGUAUAAGGUGUAUUCCGAACGUAUAAAGCCGUACGUGAGAGAAACGGUACAAUAUUUGCAUCAGGCUUUAAACGAUGGCAAGAAGGUUUUGGUAGAAGGUGCCAAUGCGGCGAUGUUGGACAUUGAUUUUGGAACUUAUCCAUAUGUGACAAGUUCGAAUUGCAGUAUAGGUGGUGUAAUGACGGGCCUCGGCUUGCCGCCUAGCACGAUCGGCGAGAUUAUCGGCGUUGUGAAGGCUUAUACUACCAGAGUUGGCGACGGGCCCUUUCCCACGGAACUCGUAGACUCCACGGGAGAACUGUUGCAGAAAAGGGGCCACGAGAUUGGUGUAACCACGAAACGAAAGAGGCGAUGCGGAUGGCUGGACUUGCCGUUGCUAAAAUUUACAACUCUCGUUAACGGGUACACCUCUAUAUGCUUAACGAAACUUGAUAUCUUGGAUACUUUGCCGGAGAUAAAAGUAUGCGUUGGAUAUCGAUUAAACGGGAAGGACAUAGAUUAUUUUCCGAGCAGUACUUCGGAAUUGACAAAGAUCGAGGCGGUGUAUAAAACGGUCGAGGGUUGGCAAUCCAAUACCGAGGGUGUGCGUUCCCUAGAUAAAUUGCCGCCCAAUGCACACAAGUACAUACAAAUUAUAGAGGAAAACCUAGAUGUGCCAGUCAAAUGGAUCGGCGUAGGGGCGGGACGAGAAAGCGUAAUCGCCCUCUGACGAUACACGAUCCGCAUAAUGUUACUUAAACGCACGGCAUUAAAUGUAUUAUUAAUUUUAAUUUUAUCCGUAACGUUUGCAAUGCAGAGCUGAUGAGCGCACACGCGGCAUACUGUAACAAUAAGUUUUCAGCGAGCGUAGUAUUAAUCGUGAAUCCUGAGCAAUGUGUAAUUGUAACAACAACGUGACCGAUUAGUCAUUUUGUAGUCGAUAUCUAACAAGUGAGCUGAAGAUUAUUAAAAAAAAAGUUCGUUAUAUUAUCCAGUUAUUUUUAGUGGAUGUUCUGUUUUAUCGGAGAUAUAUAUUAAAGUAUUUUUUGUUUCUCU